AUGUAUUUCGCCUCGCGUGUGCUCUUGGCGACGAUCGGUUGUUUUUGCGAGAGCCAUUGUACCGGGGAGCCGUUGCGCAGCGUGAUGGUGCCGGUGAGGGAUUUUGGCGUCGUCUCGUCUUUCGCGUAG
Chondrus crispus (carragheen) is the source of this 129-nucleotide messenger RNA. RefSeq lists its product as hypothetical. NCBI's taxonomy places the organism in Eukaryota, Rhodophyta, Florideophyceae, Gigartinales, Gigartinaceae. The record is from RefSeq and is a predicted model, not a curated record. The transcript has a single exon. Bases 1 to 129 code for a protein of 42 amino acids.